CUCUCUCUCUCUCUCUCUCUAUAUAUAUAUAUAUAUCUAUAUAUCUGACUCAGUGUCUUAGUCCUCUAUUAUUUCCCAAUCGUCUUCUCCAAUUGCUCUCAUCGAUCAUGGAGACUCAGAAACUCACAGACUACGAGCGCAAGAGGCUUGAGAACAUCCGUCGGAAUGAUGAAAUGGUGGCUGCCCUCAAGCUUCAAGCCAUGGCCACGCAACUCUCCGCCUCAACCAAGCGCCAAAGUAAUAGGGCAGCAACCAAAUCGUACAAAACUAGUCCGCAGAAGAAACCCAAAAUCGAGACCCCAAUUGUUAUGCGGCGGUCUCUGCGUACCAGAGGAAUGCCACCGGAGGCCAAAGGUCUCGACGAUGAUCUGGUCGAGUCAGUCGCCAAGAUCCAUAAGCCUCUGACCCCUGCCAAGCCCGGUGCGUCCCGCGUUUGGGGCCCUCUAAAUAUGGAAGAAGCGUAUACUGGAAGUGGGUCUGAUCGAGAAUUGAUUGAAACCCUUGUGGGUAUUGGGAAGAAUUCUGGUGUGGAUACUUCAGUUGGAGUGGAAUUUGGUAGUGUUAAGGUUUGUAAAGACGAAAUUUCCGGCAAUUUGGUUAAGAGAGAGGGCAACGAUGGUGGGAGUUGUUUGAAGUUGUCGUCUUUGACUCUGAAUCCGGAGAAUAUAGCGAGGGUCAUGCCGGGAAGGAUUAUGGCGGUCCGUUUUCUUCCUUGUAAUAAUUCGAGGAUGAUUGUAGCCGGGAACAAGUUAGGUAAUAUUGUAUUUUGGAAUCUUGAUUCUAAGGGAGAGGGAGAAGAUGGGAUCUAUCUGUAUCAUCCACAUCCGGGUCCUAUUUCAGGAAUUUCAGUUCACCAACAUUGCUUGUCGAAGAUAUUUACCAGUUGUUAUGAAGGAGUUAUCCGGUUGAUGGAUGCCGAGAAAGAGGUAUUUGAUCUAGUAUAUUCCUGUGAGGAUACCAUAUUCUCUCUCUCUCAACAACCAAACAAUGCGAACUGCUUAUACUUUUGUGAGGGGUAUGGUGGUUUGAGUAUCUUUGAUAGGAGGACUGGAAACUGUCCAACCAAAUGGAGUUUGCAUGAUGCUAGGAUUAACACCAUAGACUUCAAUCCGGGUAACCCCAACAUCAUGGCCACUAGUUCCACAGAUGGAACUGCCUGUAUCUGGGAUUUGAGAAGUAUUAAUGCAGAUAAACCUAAGGCUUUGAAGACGGUCAGCCACAAAAGAGCUAUACAUUCUGCUUAUUUCUCACCAUAUGGAAGGUCUCUCGCUACAACUAGUUAUGAUGACAAUGUUGGCAUAACAAGUGGAGUAAAUUUUGAGGAAACAUCAAUGAUACACCAUUAUAAUCAGACUGGUCGAUGGAUUUCUACUUUCAGGGCGAUAUGGGGGUGGGACGAGUCGUAUGUCUUCAUUGGCAAUAUGAAAAGAGGUGUUGAUAUUAUCUCCCCUGUUCAAAGGAGAUCUGUUUUUACCUUGCAUAGCCCACACAUGUCUGCAAUUCCAUGCAGAUUUGAUGCACACCCUUAUAAUGUCGGGAUGCUAGCAGGAGCUACAAGUGGUGGCCAGGUUUAUGUGUGGACGUUGCUCCAGGGAAGUUAGUCUUUGAAUGAGAGUUAUUGUUGUAUCUAGAGAUGUUGUCACUAACCUUAUGCAGUUUCUAAGUAAGCAAACAGUUGACAUUGGAUGGUAGAAAAAUCCGUUUCUGUGACAGAUUGUCUUAUCGUUAUGUUUUUGAGAUAAAUGAAUUAGAAUCAUCUAUCUAAUUUUUAAUUUUU
Molecule: messenger RNA, 1777 nt
Organism: Ziziphus jujuba (common jujube)
Lineage: Eukaryota; Viridiplantae; Streptophyta; Magnoliopsida; Rosales; Rhamnaceae
Exons: 5
Coding region: 108-1601 (497 amino acids)
Biological process (GO): regulation of DNA damage checkpoint
Cellular component (GO): nucleus
Molecular function (GO): DNA binding; protein binding
Source: RefSeq, a predicted model, not a curated record